AUGGGACACGAAGCUCGCCGAGACGAAAUUGUGAAGCUGUUCUCAGAGUUCUCCACGCCAGAGGAGUUUCGCCGUUUCUUUCGGGUAUUUGCCAAAGAAUUUACAACCGAACAGAAGCUGGAUCGAUUGUUAGCUAAUGAAAAUGUAAAGCUUCGCGGUGAUCGUGCCGCUCAGGAGAACUUUGUAUGCACUUUGAUAUCGAUAUUAUUCCGGAGUAUUAGCGGUAGAGAUGCUUUUCAAAUUGAGGAAGUACUUCCCGAGGCUCAACCCUACAUGACAUUUUUCGUUGAAGGCUUCUCCUACAUGAGUACCAAUCCUGUAUUCCUCGACUACCACCGCAGCAUUAUUGGCAAACACAUCUGGAAGGAGAUGCGCGGCUCGGAAUUUACAUUUGAAAUGGAGGACAAAGAGGAACCAGAAUUGGAGAUCCGGUGGACGAUCAAGACGAAAGAUGGCGAGACGAGGCAGCUGAUCGUCAGCGGAGAGUGGAUUCAGGAGAUGAACCGCCGGACGCAGGAAUUGCUGCGCGGAAUCCAAAAUAAAUUUCCAAAAUUCCAGGUGCUCCUGCUUGGCACCUCAUUUCUCUCCAUAUGCGUCAUCUGCACAACUCCGGACCUGUACGAUGUGAUCGGCUGCUAUUUGAUAUCGCUGUCGAUUGCCGACAUGCUGUGCGCCAUCUUCCUAGUACCUCUUUCGAUCUACUCCUCACUGGACGUCAAUUGGAAAUUCUUCGGGUCAAACUCUCUCCUAUGCAAAUGCUCCGCAUAUCUACAAAUCGCCCUUUUCUGCUCGACAGUCUACACGCUCGCCUGGAUCUGCAUAGAUCGGUAUUCGGCAAUGACGAGACCAUCACGGUACGCCGACCAAUCGCUGACAAGAUGCAAAUGUUGGAUUGUCUUUUCAUGGCUCACUUCACUUCUUCUAUGCUGCCCUAUCGUCGUUGCUCAAAUGGAAGUGGUCUUCUGGGAAGAGGCUCAAUUAUGCGUCCUCAAUUGGUCGGCAACAUCAGCCUACUCAGGGACGCUAGCCGUGCUAGUGUUCGGUCCGGCCCUGCUCACGAUAUUCAGCUCCGGGUGGAAGAUAAUCAGUGCCAUGCGACAUCCACACUUGUUAGAAGACAACCAACGAACAGUGAUCGAGACAGAUCCAAACUUUGUCCUGACCAUGUUCCUCCUAAUCGCCUUUGCCCUAUCCUGGAUGCCCCUCCUAGGGUUAAAGGUUGCCGGGCAUUUCGGCCAGAUUGAAUCCUAUAUGGAUGUGAAUAUGGCGUCAUUCAUCUUCGUCUGGCUUGCCAUCGCCGGACCGUCAUCGAAAUUUUUAAUUUAUAUGUUUAUCAACGGGGCAUUUCGGAAAGCUGUCUUGCAGUGGCGGCCAUGCCUCGUGUGCUGUUGUCCGAGCUACAAUCGACGGCAGGAAUACAGCAACAUAUCCUACGAGAAUUAUCUC
Messenger RNA from Mesorhabditis spiculigera, 1446 nucleotides. Lineage: Eukaryota; Metazoa; Nematoda; Chromadorea; Rhabditida; Rhabditidae. The record is from the annotation of a GenBank genome assembly.